Messenger RNA from Onthophagus taurus, 6102 nucleotides. RefSeq names its product Pcf11 cleavage and polyadenylation factor subunit (gene Pcf11). Gene Ontology annotation, molecular function: RNA polymerase II complex binding; mRNA binding. The record is from RefSeq and is a predicted model, not a curated record. Gene Ontology annotation, biological process: termination of RNA polymerase II transcription; mRNA 3'-end processing. Lineage: Eukaryota; Metazoa; Arthropoda; Insecta; Coleoptera; Scarabaeidae. Gene Ontology annotation, cellular component: cytoplasm; mRNA cleavage factor complex.
UUAUGACGUUUACCCUCAUUUCAAGUAGCCCAACAAACAAUCGCCAGUCGCCAUUUUUAGUGAUCAAAGUAAAGAGCACGUGAAGCGAGUCUUUUUCCGCGUUUAUUUGGAAAUGAAGAAGGCGGAAAAAGGCGGUGGAAAUCGUGUGCGAAAUGUAACGAAGAUGUCACCUUGAAUAACGUUUACUAAUGAAUUAGGUUUUAAGAUUUUAAUUUCCACGCACAGCCUGUGAUAGUACUAUUACAACUACAAGUGUAUUUAUAAUUUAUUUUUGGAUGAUGUCGUCGACAAGUAGAGAGGUGAGGGAGUACGUUUCGACGUUGGACGAUUUGACGUGCAACAGUAAACCGAUGAUAAACGUGCUUACAAUGUUGGCUGGAGAGAAUGUUGCCCAUGCAUCCGAUAUCGUCGCCACCAUCGAAUCUCAUCUCGAUAAGGUGCCCAAGGACAUCAAGUUGCCAGUGUUGUACCUCAUCGAUUGUAUUAUGAAGACUGUCGGUGGAAUCUACUUGUCCCUCUUCAGUCAGAACAUUGUUUCCACAUUUUGUCAAACUUUUGAAGUGGUGGACGAAAAAACUCGUUCAGAAAUGUUUAAGCUGCGCCAAACAUGGAAUGAUGUCCUCCCAAAAACGAAACUUUACAACUUAGAUGUGAAGGUCAACCAACACCUGGACCCGGCUUGGCCAAUUUCGGAUCCCCCCGUCACAAAUAACAUUCAUUUAAAUCCGAAAUUUUUACAAAAUAUGACGCUUCCCAAAAAAAGCCCCCCCAUCGCGAUCCCAACGUCUGCGAAUGCGCCCCCAGAGGUCGGACCUUCAACCCUCGAUAUGCAGAAGAAGUUAUUGAUGAAGCAACAGCAGUUGUUGGAGUUGCAGCAGAAGAGGCUCGAAUUGGAGGUGUUGCAGGCGCAGGUUAAAUUACAAGAAAGGAUAAAUAUGGGAAAUGGAACUUCUAGUACUACAGAUGGACCGAAAAUAAAUAAAGCACAGAAUAUUUUGUUGAAGCCUGAAGUUGCAAAGCAGUUAUCAGGGGGCACUAACAAUUCAAAAAACUCAAAACAAUUAACUUCAUCAUCUGUAAUGAAUAAAAGAUUACUUCCAAACGCCGGUAAUUCUGGAGUAUCAAAUGCAUCAACCCCAAAAAUAACACCCGUAAAUAGUGCGCUGGUGGCAGCAGCAUCGAGUGGUCGAACGAGGGACCCGCGAUUAGCCCGACUUCAAAGUAGUGGUGGCUCAACAGCGACGUCCGCGCCCAUCAAUACCACUGUUAGUUCUAAUGUGCCGUUAGAGAAUAAAUCAAAUAUAAACGCAGAGACAUUAGGUUCAAACGCUAACAAUAAUAAAUCAUUAAACAUUAAUAAAGCGAGUGUUCAGGGCAACAGCCGUUCAGACCCCCGUUCACAGGUUUCUAGCAAAGGUAGCGCACCUCCUUCCGCGCAAACCAAAUCAAAAACGCCUACAACCCAAUCCUUAACGAAAAAAUCUGAUAAAUCGUCCGAUUUAUUUUCCACAAAGGCGGUUAGAGCUGGCCGUUCAGGGUCUAAACUCUCUAGCCCAUCAAAAGGAAGUAGUGGCUCCGCAAGCUCUCUCGAUUCGUCUCCCACAAAAAAUAAAAGCGGUAAAAGUGAGUCGAAGACCGGCGGUAGCCGCUCCUCUUCCGCUUCGCCCAAUAAACACAAAAAGAAAGAGAAAAUCCCGAAAAUAACCUCGUCCAGCGUACCAACGUCCUCUUCUUCCUCCUCGUCCUCCUUAAACAAUUUGGGUAAGGCUGAUAAAGAGAGCAGGACCCUCUCGCCGGGUAAAUCGCAGAGUGACGCUUUGACCACGACGUUUAAAGAACUAAAACCCAGCUCUAAAAGUCGGAAUUACAUCCGUCGCAAUCGAGAUUUAUCCGUCAGCCCAGAACCAGUUCGAGACGUCGAUCUUCGUUUGAGCGGACCACCAGAGAAACAAGCAAGACUACAAUGUGAUAUCUCCGAGGAUAAUGGAAAUGGUACAUUUCCUAAAUAUUUAAUAGGUUCUACAGAUGAUCUCACUGUGACAGGUAUGGACGUCGAUUUAAGACAUUUACCUUCGAUGGUCAGCAAGAAACGUUCUUCAACUGACAAUCCAGACCCGAGUUUAAACGUUUCUAGCAAAAAAUCGAAAACGGAGGUGUUUGAUGAAUUAUUUGGUAAUGAAGAUACAGAUUUGCGUCAACUUACAUCCGUGGUAAAUACACCUUCUCAAGAUAGACCCCCAACACCGCCUCCUCCAAUUAUUUCGUCGAAACCUGAAGAAGAAAAGUCUGAGAAGGUUAAAAAGUUAGAUAUAUUAAGAGCGAAAUUAGCUAAUGCUACGAAUAGGGAAAAAUUAAGGACUAAGCAGGAACAGAAACAAAAAGAUACUGAUUUGCGCGGUGGAACUAAUAGUGCAGAUGAUUCUAUGAGUCGAAUAAUAAUAUCCUCCGCAGAUGAACAAUGCAUAAAAACCGGAAAUAUGACUAAAGAACAAGAAAAGGCGUUAAUGAACAAGAUUUUGGCGCAAAUGGAAAAUCAAAAAUUAAAUGAAGCAAAACGAAAGGAUAACGAAGAGAAUUUGGGAAAUAUUACGUUACAACCGAUUAGUGAUGAUGAAUUAGAAGCUAAUUUUAGUUGUAGUUCCGAUGAAGAUACAGCUACUUUUAGACGAAACAUUUAUGUUGAUAAAGAUGAUAGAGUACCUCAAGUUAAUAAUAACGAAUUUAACAAAUUUCCAAGAGGCCCAGAUAGAGGUGAUUUAAGACGUGGAAUGUGGCGGGGACGUCCUGUGAGAGGACGAGGAAUGAUCAGAGGAGGAAUUCGGCUACCCAUGAGACCAGGAGAGAAUUGGCCACGACCAUUAAAUGGGCCAUGGAAACCAAUGCAAUCAAAUUUUAUAAAACAAUCACCAAUUUACAACAACGAAGUUAUUGAUUUGGAUAGUUUAGAACAAGAACAAACAACAACUGAAAAUAGCCCACAAGAAUUAGUCGUCGAUUGUGCCAAUCAAGAUAACACAAAAUCAAUAAAUAUCGACGGGUACCCAAGAGAUAUCCGUUACUACGACGAAACCGCGAUUAUUUUCAUGUCUUGGGAUGAGCCCAAAGAGAUCUCGUUUCAAAGUGGAGUAAGAAAAGUGAUUUUCGGCGAUAAAGAUAUUUAUUAUUUGUCAUUUAACGAACCUUAUAAGGAAGUGUUAAUUAAUGGAAGUCCGCACAAUGUGAAAUUGGGGGCGCCGACUCGAGAGAUUUACGUCGACGGAAAAAAUUACGAAUGUUUUUUUGGCGGUCCGCAAGUCUUUAUCGAUCUCGACGGGAAAUUGACCUCUUUGAAAAUGGAGGGACCCCCGCCUCAAGUUAAAAUCGGAACGGAAAUACGCAAAGAUUUAGUCGCCGGACAAAUUAAUUUAAUAAUCGAUGCGAAAACGGUCGUUCCCGUUUAUUUAGACGGAAAAUUACAAAAAUUCGAAAUCGACGGGAAACCAAAUACACUUAAGUUUAUUGACGCUUUAAAAACGGUGAUGAUUAACGAUAUUCCGUUUACCGUCGAAUAUGGGGGACUUCCAAAACCGAUUAUUGUGCAGGAAAAAAAACAUUUUAUUCGAUUUACGCGGUUACCACGCGGGGUGCAUCCUGGGGUUGUUAGGAUUAAAGAUAUGGAAGGAUUUCGCCCGGAUAGUCCUAAAAUUGAGAGUGAGAAUAGUAUGGAAGCUUUCCCGGUUGUUGAUGCUAAUGAGCCAGCUUUACCUGUGGUUGCUAAAAAGCGGAAACUUAUCGGGGUUGAAUCACCCGAUAGAAAUUCAAAUUCGCCAGUUCCUAAUUUAUUCCAACAAACGGGGUUAAAUAACUUAGAUAGUGUUUUAUCGAGUGUUAUGGCAUCAAACUUACUUGCAAACCCAACAAACUUAAAUAUAAGUACAAAUGGAUAUCAAGUUGAAAAUCAACCGAAAGAAAUUCCGAUGCAAGAAGCACCUCAAGAAAUUCACGAUGUACCUGUUAACCAAUCGACAACAACAACACCAAAUCCAGCUCCGUUAAUUCCCACAACCUUAAAUAUUAACGAUUUGUUCCAAAAAUUAGUCGCAACUGGAAUAAUGACCACAUUGCAAGAACAAAAGAAUGUGACCCCCGAAGUUACAAUACCAGCCCCCCAAAUAAUUAAUAAAAACAUUAAUCCUCCUCUUGUGAAUAGUAAUAUCGUAAAUAAAUUACCCCAAAUACCUUCACCACCUCACAAAAUCACCCCAGUUAGUAGUUUCUUAAGAAAGGAAAUGCCACAAUUUUACAGAGCGGUUAAUUUUGAUAAGCCUGAAACUUUAAAAACUCGGCAUUCGAGUUUAGUGCAUUCCCUUUAUUCAGGGAUGCCGUGUAGUACGUGCGGAAUGCGUUUCCCACCGGAACAAAGCAUGCAGUAUAGCCAACAUCUCGAUUGGCACUUCCGGCAAAAUCGCAAGGGAAAAAAGAAUAUUCGAAAAGCAGCCAGUCGCAGGUGGUAUUAUUCUUUAUCCGAUUGGAAAAAUUACGAAGAAAUCGAAGAUUUAGAGGAGCGCGAAAAAAGUUACUUUGAAAACCAACAGCAAGCGCAAGCCGAAGGCAAUGACGAGAUUGAGGAAGAAAUUGAAAUUCCUAGCGUUCCCGCUGACCCAAACAUACAAGAUCCCCGAUGCGAAGUUUGUCACGAUCGUUUCGAUCAGUUUUAUAAUGAAGAAAAGGAAGAGUGGCAUUUAAAACUAGCUAUUUGUGUUGAUGGAUUGAAUUAUCAUCCUUUAUGUUAUGAAGAUUACCAAGCCUCUUUAGUUGAUACAACAUUAGAGGAUUCAGCAAUAGAAAAAGAAGAUGAAACAACCCAAGAUAGUACAAUACCAGGUUUAGAUACUUUACCAGAAGAAAAAAUGGAAGAAACCACAUCCGAAAUUGUAAUAGAUGACGACGAAUCGGAAAAAUUAACCGAAAUUUCUGAAACUAAAGAUAAAGAGGAAAUAUCGCAAGAAGCGUUUCCGGAUGAUCCGGAAGAAAAUGAUGAUGAUGACGAUGAUGAUGUAAUAAUAAAUGAAAUUGUCCCGGAAAAAAUCGAUUUGGUUGAUGAUGAUCGUUACGAUGAUCUCCCCGAUGAAAAAUUAGAACCUAGAGUGAUCCAAAUUAAAGAGGAACCGAUUGAUGAUGGUUUUGUUGAUGUUGAUGGCGCUAUUUUUAAAAUGGAUAUUGAUAGUGUGAAGAUAAAAAGCGAGCCAAUUGAUCCAGAUGAAUUGGAGGGUGACGAUUUAUUAUUAGUGGAUGGUGGGGGAGUUGAUGUAGCUGAAAAAAUAACUUCAGAACCGGUAACGGACGCCCACCCAACCGACCUUGUGACGCAUAUGGACGGUAACGUAGAGUUCUUUGACUCGAACGUUCAACCAACAACCGGUAUUAGUGGUAAAAUAAAAAUAAACAUAACGAAACCGUUGCCUGUAAUUGCGCCUAAAGAGAGUAGUACCAAUAAAGAGUUGAGUAGCGAAAUUGAGAAAGGUGGUGAAUCUAUAGACCCGUCCCAACCCUUGCCCCCCGGCGAGGAGCCUGUCCAGCUCAACGUCAAGCCCGCGCUGCGGGGUAUCAACCUCAAAAAAAUGGCCCCAGUUAAAAAGGGAGCCGAACUCUCUGGACUUUGUUCCAUUAUGUGAUCUAGUUCCCCAUCUUGUUCUAUAAUAAUUCAAAUAAUUAAAGUUAAAUUAAUCGAUUCAUUUCUUUUAGAGAUGCGAAUGGUUAUUAGGUUCUCUCAUUACAUUUUUUUGUACAUAUUUAUUGUAAAUAGACUAAAGAGAUGCCGAUAUUUUGUAUAUACUACAUACUUACAGAAUUUUUGAAAAAAAAGGUAUAAAAAAGAUAGUAUUUCUUAUUUUAACGUUAAAAAUUAAUUAUUUUUUUGUACCGGUAUUGUUGAAAAACUCGUUAUUGACUAUUGGAUAAUCCACAAGUUUUCUUUAUUACACAACAUGGGAUUUGAUUUAAACUAAAAAUAAUAUUUCCUUUCAAAUUUCUUGACAAUUUUAAAAUCGAACUGAACAAUUAAUUAAUUAAUUAAUUGGUGAUUUUGUAAAGUGACGAAAUAAAGCCUUAUUUGUUUUCAAA